Molecule: messenger RNA, 1527 nt
Organism: Salvia hispanica
Lineage: Eukaryota; Viridiplantae; Streptophyta; Magnoliopsida; Lamiales; Lamiaceae
Product: aspartyl protease family protein At5g10770-like
Biological process (GO): proteolysis
Molecular function (GO): aspartic-type endopeptidase activity
Source: RefSeq, a predicted model, not a curated record
AUUGCUAUAAAUCCCCCAGCUUUGAGGGUGAAAACAAAUUGCAGACAUGGAGCUGUUCUUGUCUUCUUUUCUUCUUCUUCACUUGGUCAUUGGAACUUCUGCCAUUAGACUCAAUCAAGAACUUGGCCAGCUGAAGCUGCCUCUUGAUCAUGUCCCCGCCUCACUCUCCUUCUCGGACGUCCUUGCUCAGGACAACGCCCGCGUCAAGUUUCUCAAUUCACGACUCGAAAAGAACUUUACAGCAGCAGCUGUUUUUCCCGGUGGAUUGGUAGAGGGCACUUUCGUUAGCGCCCCCUUGAAUCCAGGUCUUUCACUCGGUGUAGGGAAUUACUACACCAAAAUUGGGGUAGGGAGCCCGGCUACUUACUAUCCGGUCGUUGUGGACACGGGAAGCUCCCUCUCGUGGAUUCAGUGCCAGCCCUGUUUGGCCUAUUGCCAUCCACAAGCUGGUCCUUUCUUCAACCCUUCGGCUUCAAACACGUAUAAAACUCUAUCGUGCGAAGCAACCGAGUGCUCUUCGUUGAAGUCUGCCACACUCAAUAGCCCCAUGUGUACGAAAUCGGAUAAAUGUGUGUACACAGCAACAUAUGGUGAUCAGUCCUUCUCUCAGGGCUUCUUGAGCAAAGACACUCUCACCUUUGGCUCUGAGAAGCUCCCUGGUUUCGUCUACGGUUGUGGUCAAAACAACGAUGGCCUAUUCGGGAAGUCAGCCGGUCUGAUUGGCUUCGCGAAGAGCUCUCUGUCCAUGCUGUCCCAGCUCUCAACGAAGUACGGGAAGGCCUUCUCGUACUGCCUCCCAACCGCCUCUGGCUCGGGAGGCUAUCUCUCCAUUGGAUCUCAUUCGACUUCCUCUCCACCGAGCUUCACUCCUCUGCUAUCCGACUCCCGGGAUCCUUCCCUGUACUUUGUAAAGCUCACGGCCAUAACGGUCUCUGGGAGGGCGUUAGCCGUGCCAGCGUCUGACUAUAGUAUCCCGACCAUCAUCGACUCUGGCACCACCAUAUCGCGGCUGGCAGGGCCGGUGUACACGGCCCUGAGGGCGGCGUUGGUGAGGGUCAUAUCUCCGAGGUUUAAGUUGGUUGAGGCGUAUUCCAUUUUGGACGCGUGCUUUGCUGGGACAGCGGGCGCGAUAGCCUCAGUUGUGCCUGCGGUUGAGAUGAGGUUCCAGGGAGGGGCGGCGCUGAAGCUGGCGCCGCGCAAUCUUCUGUUGGAGGUGGAGAAGGGGACGACGUGCUUGUCGCUGGCCGGGAACUCGGAUAUACGAGACAGCAUCGGCAUCAUCGGCAACCAGCAGCAGCAGACUACACAAGUUGUGUAUGAUGUAGCUAAUUCAAGACUUGGAUUUGCUGCUGGUGGCUGUCGCUAAUUUGAUGCAUAUUUGUUGUUUAAGAAUUCUGUUGUAUAAAAUGUUGAUAUCAAUCAUUGUGUAUAGUUAUUCUACUUCAAUUUGUAUGUAGUACUAAUAUUUAUAAACCGCAUCAUAUCUUCCUUUGUAUCAAAUUUAUAAACUUUGAAUGAUUUAUUAUA